This is a messenger RNA of Drosophila guanche, 1070 nucleotides long. RefSeq names its product nucleoside diphosphate kinase 6 (gene nmdyn-D6). Gene Ontology annotation, biological process: GTP biosynthetic process; UTP biosynthetic process; negative regulation of oxidative stress-induced intrinsic apoptotic signaling pathway. The record is from RefSeq and is a predicted model, not a curated record. The transcript has 2 exons. Bases 93 to 548 code for a protein of 151 amino acids. Gene Ontology annotation, molecular function: nucleoside diphosphate kinase activity. NCBI's taxonomy places the organism in Eukaryota, Metazoa, Arthropoda, Insecta, Diptera, Drosophilidae.
UUCAAGCAACAACAACAUUACAUGGAAGCCGGCAAACUUUAUAAGAAAUCGCUUAAUUACCUUCGUUUUGAAUCGUUUUAUUUAACAAUAUAAUGGAAGUAACAUUGGCCGUGAUCAAGCCUCACGUGCUGCGCAAUACAUACGCCCUGCAGCAGAUUAAAACCCUGAUUGAAGAGAACUUUCGCGUGCUCGGCCAUAAGGAGGUGCACAUUACGAAAGAACUAUCGGAUCGUUUCUAUGCGGAGCACCGGGGCAAAUUUUUCUACCAUCGCCUGACCACCUUCAUGAACAGCGGACCCUGCUAUGCGCUCAUACUGCAGUCGGAGGCCUCCGUACAGAAGUGGCGCCGCCUGAUGGGACCCACCAAGGUGUUCCGUGCCGUCUACACCGAACCGCAGUGCAUACGUGCGCUCUACGGCCUGUCCGACACACGCAACGCCUGCCACGGAUCGGAUAGCGAGGCCUCGGCCCUGCGUGAGAUUGGCAUUCUGUUUCCGGAGUUCGAUGUGCUUGCCGUGGCUGACCGCGAGUCCAAAAAGAGGACGUAAUAGGACGUAAUAGCCAAACGUUUGGCCCUGCAUUUUUGUAAAUUUAAGACAGCAUCAGUGAAUAUUUGCAAAGCCCUUGGGUGCUGCUUUUGUAGGUGCAUUUUAAGUCGGCAGUGCUCGGUGGUCCCACUGUAUUUGGUACAACGGCUGCCGUAGGUUGGAGCUCCUACAUGUCUGUGACUGCCUCUACUGAGUAGAGAGUCGGACAGGAAGCUAAUGCGUCAAAGGACUGCUGAUAUUCUAAUCUCACUCAACGAGUAUACGUUCAAGUGGAAGACAAUACUAUGCGGUCUACAUUAGAUAUUAUUCCUGGAUAGCAUUGUAUUUUGUGUGUUUCAAAAACUUUAUUUAUCAUCAAUUUCUGGUUUACAUAAUACAAUUCAUUACUCAUUUAUGUUUUACGUGGUAGGUACAUGUAUAGAUAGAGAUUUUCGAUUUGUUUCUGGUUACCGUUUUAGCUCCAUUGUAAAUAGUUUUGUAAUUGUAAUAAAAAUUAUAAAAUUUAUAAACUUAACAAAUUAU